Molecule: messenger RNA, 1885 nt
Organism: Vitis riparia (riverbank grape)
Lineage: Eukaryota; Viridiplantae; Streptophyta; Magnoliopsida; Vitales; Vitaceae
Product: glycosyl hydrolase 5 family protein-like
Exons: 4
Coding region: 37-1569 (510 amino acids)
Molecular function (GO): hydrolase activity, hydrolyzing O-glycosyl compounds
Source: RefSeq, a predicted model, not a curated record
UCCAUCUACCCAACUAGUAGUCAACACAAGUCCCAGAUGGGGAGGUUCUUCUUUUCCUUCUUCUUCUUCCUUCUAUCUAUUUUAUGUCUUCUACCUCUGAAGUCUGUGGUGGCUCUGCCACUGCACACCAAUUCAAGGUGGAUAGUAGACGAAGAUGGCGCCCGGGUGAAGCUGGCAUGCGUGAAUUGGCCGUCUCAUCGGGAAGCACCGGUGGCUGAGGGUCUCAGCAGCCACCCAGUUGACCUCAUCUCAAAGAGGAUUGCGUCCUUGGGGUUCAACUGUGUGAGGCUCACUCUGCCACUUUUCUUGGCCACGGACCAGUCACUGGCCUCCCUCACUGUUAGACAGUCCUUUCAGAGGCUUGGCUUGCUUGAAUCCCUUGCUGGAUUCCAAGCCAAUAACCCUUCCAUGCUUGAUCUUCCUCUCACAAGCGCUUACCAGGCGGUGGUGUCUAACCUUGCGGACAACAAUAUGAUGAUCAUACUAGACAAUCACUUCAGCAAGCCCAGCUUCCAUGGCAACGACAUCUUUGGCGACCAGUACUUCAACCCAGACUUGUGGGUCAAGGGCCUUACCCGGAUGGCCACCGUGUUCAGUGGUGUGCCUAACGUGGUGGGCAUGAGCUUGAGGAAUGAGCCCCGAUGCCCCAAACAGAACGUGAAGGACUGGUACAGGUACAUGCAGAAAGGAGCUGAAGCAGUGCACUCAGCCAACCCAGAUGUUCUGGUCAUAAUCUCUGGCUUGAGUGAUGGUACAGACCUAUCUUUCCUCCUCAAUCAACAGCUGGAAUUGACAUUCACAGGGAAAUUGGUGUUGGAGAUGCAUUGGCAUGGAUCGCGGGUUGGGAGGGCUGGGGAAACCAGCAACCCCAACAAGGAGUGCGGGAGAGUGGUGGACAGCAUAAUGAGGGGAGGAGGGGUUCUGCUGCAGCAAGGGUGGCCAUUAAUGUUUGUGAGUGAGCUUGGGGUGGAUGACAACAGGCACUUAAAUUGCUUCUUUGGCCUGGCGGCUGAACUGGACUUCGAUUGGGCAUUGUGGACACUGGAAGAGACUAAUGGGUUAAUGAAUUGGAACUCGAACUUCUUCCAGAGGAUUUCAGCCCUCCAAUCUCCUUUGCAAGGGCCAGAUGUAUCCCGAGUCAAACCACAUAAAAUAAUCUUGCAUCCUUCGACUGGUCUUUGCAUUCUAAGGGAAUCAUUGUCUGAACCAUUAAAGCUAGGUCCCUGCACCGAGUCAGAAGCUUGGGGCUACACCCCCCAAAAGAUAUUGAUAGUGAAGGGAACAUACUUCUGCCUUCAAGCAGUUGGGCUAGGGAAGCCUGCAAAACUCAGUAUAAUAUGCACUCAACCUGGGUCAAAUUGGGAGAUCAUUUCAGAUUCAAAGAUGUACCUGUCAACUAAGCUGGGGGAUGGCACCACAGUUUGCUUGGAUGUAGACUCCAGCAGCAACAUUGUCACAGAUGCUUGCAAGUGCUUGGGUAGAGAUGAUAUGUGUGAUCCUGGGAGCCAGUGGUUCAAGGUUGUUGACAGCACAAAUAUUACAAGAAGACCUAUUCUUCAGAUCGGCUAGAUCCACCUUGGACUUGCGUGGAGCUCAACAUGCCGGUGGAAAAAGCAGGAAAACUUUGUUGUGUGUGUGUGUGUGUGAAUAAAUUAUAUAUAUAUAUGUAUGUAAAAAAGGAAAAAUCUUGAAAACAACUUUAUCAAAGCCUAUCUCCCUCAGCGAUGGGUUUUUUAGGCUUAAAAUAUGUAGUUUAUUCUGAUGGGCUCAGGUACAUGCUAUCAGUGUUAUACGUAUCUUCUAUAGAAACUUGUAAGAAUACAUAAGUAGCUUCUGUUUUUAGAUAAAUUAAAGCUAGUUCUAAGAAUAUCCCAACUUCAGUGUG